Seminavis robusta is the source of this 690-nucleotide messenger RNA. NCBI's taxonomy places the organism in Eukaryota, Bacillariophyta, Bacillariophyceae, Naviculales, Naviculaceae. The record is from the annotation of a GenBank genome assembly.
AUGGUGCCACCCAUGCACAUGACGCCGUACGGGUACCCGCCACCGGGAAUGUUCUUUGGACAUUAUCCCAUGCCCAACAUGAUGAGUCCCAUCUCCAUGGCGCAAUCCUACGGCACCGGUGGUGGCACCAAUCAUGCAGGUCCUCCGGACAAAUAUGCCAGUAGCUCUGCCAAACCCAUAUCAAAUGUCCCUCAUAUACAGGCACCGCCACCCCGAAGGGCAGGGAUUACGUUGGCGCUCAGUUGUGACGAUGAACAGCUUUCCGAGUAUCAAAUGCUGGUUCGAAAGCAACUCGAGAUAUUUGAGGCUCAGCCAGAAGAUGUCGAAUCCAAUACACAGGGGCGCAAGAAGCAGGUCAUUUUGGGACAGGUGGGAAUUCGGUGUCGACACUGCUCAGGGCUGUCACUUCGGCAACGUGGAAGGGGUGCUGUCUACUACCCUGCUAGACUACAGGGAGUGUACCAGGCGGCUCAGAAUAUGGCAAGCAGUCAUUUGUGCGAAUCCUGUCAAUGCAUCCCCCCACAUUUGAAGGCAGACCUACGGAAUUUGCGGGAUCGUCGAGAUACAGCCAGCGGUGGGAAGCAGUACUGGGCAGAUGGAGCCAGGGCCAUGGGGUUGGUGGAAUCAGACGAGGGACUUCGGCUUCGUCGUCCAGAAGGAACCAAUGGGCAGUCUCCGACGACAUCAUAG